AUUUCCCAUCUGGCAACGCUGUUGGCGCUUGUCAAACACACACAAGAUGGCAGCUUUGGAAGACGAGUUUGAAGAUGCGCCUGAUGUGGAGCCUUUAGAACCAACGUUGAAGAAUAUCAUCGAGCAGAAAUCCUUAAAAUGGAUAUUUGUGGGGGGGAAAGGUGGUGUAGGUAAAACGACAUGUAGCUGUAGUUUGGCAGUCCAACUGGCUGCUGUCAGAGAGAGUGUUCUCAUAAUUUCUACUGAUCCUGCCCAUAACAUAUCUGACGCGUUCGACCAGAAAUUCUCAAAGGUGCCUACCAAAGUCAAGGGCUAUGAAAACCUCUUUGCUAUGGAAAUUGAUCCCAGCUUGGGUGUGGCAGAGCUACCUGAUGAGUUCUUCGAGGAAGACAACAUGCUCAGCAUGGGCAAAAAAAUGAUGCAGGAGGCCAUGAGUGCCUUCCCUGGCAUCGAUGAAGCAAUGAGCUAUGCAGAAGUCAUGAGGUUAGUGAAAGGAAUGAACUUCUCUGUGGUUGUCUUUGACACGGCUCCUACUGGCCACACACUGCGCCUGCUUAACUUUCCCACCAUUGUGGAACGAGGCCUUGGCCGACUCAUGCAAAUCAAGAACCAGAUCAGCCCAUUCAUCUCACAGAUGUGCAACAUGCUGGGCCUGGGUGACAUGAACGCAGACCAGCUGGCAUCCAAGCUUGAGGAGACUCUGCCGGUCAUCCGCUCAGUUAGCGAGCAGUUCAAAGAUCCUGAGCAGACCACUUUUAUCUGUGUGUGUAUCGCGGAGUUCCUGUCCCUGUAUGAGACCGAAAGGCUGAUCCAAGAACUGGCCAAGUGCCGCAUUGACACACACAACAUUAUUGUCAAUCAGCUUGUAUUCCCAGAUGGCGAGAGGCCAUGUAAGAUGUGUGAAGCACGGCACAAAAUUCAGUCCAAGUAUUUGGAUCAGAUGGAGGACCUGUAUGAAGAUUUCCACAUAGUGAAACUACCUUUGCUACCCCAUGAAGUUCGAGGUGCAGACAAGGUCAACACUUUCUCUAAGCAGCUUCUGGAACCCUACAAACCACCAAACAAGUAAUUCUCCUCGUCGCGGGACCAGACCCCCACCACUUUUAGAUCCCAAAGACCACGCCUCCCAACAGGUGUCUUACCCUUCAGUAAUACUCAACCCAUCAUGCAAGCUGGACCGUCCGAGACACACUUGCUUGGUGUUGUCACUUUCUAAUCCCCUCUGUAGCACUCGUAUCAUUACAAUUUAAAACAAUUAUUCCUUUCCUUCAGCCUGAGCAUCGUCCUCUGUUUCCAGUAGCAUUGUUCUCUUUCUAGAAUCCAACAGCUUUCAAAUGGCCCUGCCUGGAUUGUUGUGAGUGCUUUGUAUUUGUCUAACUCCCAAUUCUUGCAGCUUCAUUGUGGCCGCACAAAAUUAUGUCAUUCAUUUUUUUCAUAUUUUACUCAGUUCAGACGAUGCACAUCACAAGGAAGUGCAGAAUGGAGCAGGUUGAGGUGUUAUAACCUAUUGACCACAGUUAAUGGGAACUUCCAGUGUUCCAACAAGUUUUCCUUGUAUGAUUUAGAUGCCUUCUGGAUGUCAUUGCAAUGUAUCAAAAUAGCCGCAAGGGUUGUGGUAUUUCUUUGAAUAUUAAUAAACAUAAUAUGUAAAUAGUGAUUUUAAUGUCACAUAAAUCAGAUGGUGCCUUCUACCAUUUAAGGCAAUAUUGUGAACACUGUAGGUUCCCUUUAAUCCGUUCCAGACUUAAACCUUAACGCUUAACUCAACUUACUUAUUCAGGCCAGCAUGGUGAGAUUCAAUGGCCAUAUAUGAUGGAAAAUGCUAAAGGUAGUAGUCAAAAGCAAGUUUUGUUUACUUUUGCUGGGCUUGCAAAAUGAGGUCCAAUCCAAUAACUGUUGAAUAUUUUGUCUUUUGAGAACAUAAUGUCCAGCUUCUCAAAAGUGCAUGGAUAGUAUGGAUUGUAAGCCAAGCCUCUGAUUAUGGAUACUUAAGCAGCCAAUUAGUGCUAGUCCAGUCUAUAAAGUCAAACAUUUUCAGUGAAAAUUCAGUUUUCUAUGAACUUACUUUUAAAUGAUGCUGCAAGUGGUAAUUAAAUAAACUUACUUCAACUGAGA
Messenger RNA from Nerophis ophidion (straightnose pipefish), 2115 nucleotides. It is a transcript of the gene get3, whose product is annotated as guided entry of tail-anchored proteins factor 3, ATPase. Gene Ontology annotation, molecular function: ATP hydrolysis activity; ATP binding. The transcript is spliced from 7 exons. Gene Ontology annotation, biological process: post-translational protein targeting to endoplasmic reticulum membrane. NCBI's taxonomy places the organism in Eukaryota, Metazoa, Chordata, Actinopteri, Syngnathiformes, Syngnathidae. The record is from RefSeq and is a predicted model, not a curated record. The coding region runs from base 47 to 1069 and encodes 340 amino acids. Gene Ontology annotation, cellular component: GET complex.